CCCUCACACCAUCAACAGCAAACAAACAACAAAAGUAGAGGACUUAGCUUAGACCCAAACGACCCUCCAUUGAAACCCACCCCCGAAGAAAAAGGCCAAAAUCAGGAAAUGGGUAUUGUUGAAGAAGCUCACAACGUGAAGAUCCUGGGCACAGGAGAGCAGGUGCUGGUUCUUGCUCAUGGAUUUGGGACCGAUCAAUCUGUUUGGAAGCACCUUGUGCCUCAUCUUCUUGACGAGUUCAAGGUCAUUUUGUAUGAUAAUAUGGGUGCUGGUACUACAAAUCCUGAUUACUUUGAUUUUAGUAGAUACUCAUCUCUGGAAGGUUAUGCUUAUGAUUUGCUCGCCAUUUUGGAGGAAUUGCAAAUCGAGAGUUGUAUUUUAGUCGGCCACUCUGUUUCUGGUAUGAUUGGUGCUAUUGCCUCCAUUAGCCGCCCAGAUCUCUUCUCUAAAAUCGUUAUGCUCUCUGCUUCUCCCAGGUAUUUGAAUGAUGUGGACUACUAUGGAGGAUUUGAGCAAGAAGAUCUAAAUCAACUAUUUGAAGCUAUGCAAUCCAAUUACAAGGCAUGGUGUGCAGGGUUUGCCCCACUAGCCGUUGGUGGGGAUAUGGAUUCUGUGGCUGUUCAAGAAUUUAGCCGUACCCUUUUCAACAUGAGGCCAGACAUAGCUCUAAGUGUAGCACAGAACAUAUUCCAGAGUGACAUGAGACAAAUUCUACGUUUAGUUACUGUGCCUUGUCACGUCUUGCAAAGCGGUAAAGAUUUGGCUGUACCGGUAGUUGUAUCUGAGUAUUUGCAUCAACAUCUUGGUGGUGAAUCCAUUGUAGAAGUCAUGUCAUCCGAUGGUCAUUUACCCCAAUUGAGUUCACCGGAUAUUGUAAUUCCGGUACUCCUUAGGCACAUUCGUUAUGAUAUUGUUGUCUAAUUAAUAUCUGUAAUGUGUAUGAACCUUUCAUUAUCUUUGUUGUAAUGGGUAAUUUGUAUUUUCUUUGAUGGAA
This is a messenger RNA of Manihot esculenta (cassava), 994 nucleotides long. Its product is annotated as probable esterase KAI2. The transcript has 2 exons. Gene Ontology annotation, biological process: response to karrikin. The record is from RefSeq and is a predicted model, not a curated record. The coding region runs from base 109 to 921 and encodes 270 amino acids. NCBI's taxonomy places the organism in Eukaryota, Viridiplantae, Streptophyta, Magnoliopsida, Malpighiales, Euphorbiaceae.